AAAUAGUGAAAUAGAUCAUAUGCGGAAACCCUAGCCUUAAAGCCAGUCGGGACUGCCGGAGAUCGAAAUCGUACUACGGGAAUUCCCUUUGCUCCACCAUGGUGGCUCCUCCCUGGCCGGACUACAACUACGCGUCAUCCACGGCCCUCGUCGAGCGGGCAUGGCACCUCCUCACCGUUCUUUUACGGCUCGGCCGCCCCGCCGCCGCUGCGGAGCUUGCAUCCAGAUGUGUCCUCGAGGUGGGCGCGGACUUCGUCGAGAUCCUCUGCAGUAUCCCCGGGUCACCUCUGAUGCUAACGGAUGACGGCUUCGUCAUCCCCUCGGACGUUACCAUGGCGGCUUUCUUGCAGUUUUUGUCGACCGGCAUUGCUCCAUUGGUUCCUAGAUUUCCGUUAACGGUUACAGCUCAGGUGAGAGUGUCCGGUGAGGUAUUUAUGAUGUAUACGAGGAAGAGGAAGUUGCAACUUUUGGAGGAUGACCGGGUUGAGACGCCAAAAGCCAAGAGGAGAUUACUAUUGCCUGAUGGAGGAUAUCUGAAAGAAUUGGGAGGAAACAAGGAACACUUUAAUCAGCUUUGUGUCGUGCAAAAUUCCGGAAAAGCUACUGCAAAGGCAUUGCAGAUAAAUCAUAUAGUUCCUGGUAUUCCUAACAAUGGUACUUUCUCAGUUGGCUCAUAUUUGUAUGAAAACCUCUCGAAGGUCAAUAACUACAUGUCUUCUUUGCCUGUGCAAAUUGACUCUGCAAAGACUGCUAGUGCAAAAAUGCUCUUCAAUAAAAUACAACCAUUGCCUCUAUUUAAGAUUACCUCAGAUUUCCAGAUCAAUAAGAAAAUUUUUGAUGAUAUUAGAGGUAAUGCCAAUCUUCACAAUGUUAGUAUCUCUAAUGGAACUGUACGUAAUCAACAAGAUAUAGCAAUGGAUACGCAGAAUUAUGUCAAAAACAAACCUGCUAAAUUUGAGGAUGAAACAGACGCUCUUCUAGUGAGAUGCUCUCAAUCAACUGCUGAGUUUCCCCAUACUAUCAAGUUGGAUUUAAAUGACUUGAAGGAUCUUGGAGGACAAAUAAAUCAUGAUGAUCAAAAUUUCAAUGGUCAAACAUUAGAGAAAUUACACGAAGCAACAACUACUAAAGGAAUCUUUUGCCAAUCAGAAGCAGGAACUAGCCCCUCACAAAUACAACCAUUGCCUCUAUUUAAGAUUACCUCAGAUUUCCAGAUCAAUAAGAAAAACUUUGAUGAUAUUAGAGGUAAUGCCAAUCUUCACAAUGUUAGUAUCUCUAAUGGAACUGUAUGUAAUCAACGAGAUAUAGCAAUGGAUACACAGAAUUAUGUCAAAAACAAACCUGCUAAAUUUGAGGAUGAAACAGACGCUCUUCUAGUGAGAUGCUCUCAAUCAACUGCUGAGUUUCCCCAAACUAUCAAGUUGGAUUUAAAUGACUUGAAGGAUCUUGGAGGACAAAUAAAUCAUGAUGAUCAAAAUUUCAAUGGUCAAACAUUAGAGAAAUUACACGAAGCAACAACUACUAAAGGAAUCUUUUGCCAAUCAGAAGCAGGAACUAGCCCCUCACAGAAAAAUCCUGAGGGUUUUGUUCCUCCAGAGCAGAUAGAUAAAGUAUUGAAACCUUUUGUGGCAUGCCAAUCAGCCGGCCAUCAAGCUGUGCAUAAUUAUGGGAGAAAAUCCAUGAAAUCAUAUGCUAUGGGAACAUCAAACUUAUGUGGAGAAUUUUGUCACUCUACUUCACCAAUGUAUUAUCAACGAGAUAGAACAUCCAUAAAAGAUAGUCAGGAAAGUAGGUUUUUAAAUUGUUCUGUCAAGAAGCAGAAAAUGAAGAAAGUUUCCAAUACUAAUAUUGUUGCUAAAUAUAAGAAUGAGGAUCCAGUACCCAAGACUUCUAAAAGCCACUUGGAUUCCAAGUUGCAGCCGAAAUUGGAAUCUUUCAUCAUAGAGGAAGAAGAAGGUUCAGGUGGAUAUGGUACUGUGUACAGGGCUCGAAGGAAAAAUGACGGAAAAAUAUUUGCUGUUAAAUGUCCCCAUGCCAAUGCUCAUUUGCAACAUGUCCACAAUGAAAUGAGGAUGCUGGCACGAUUUGGCGGAAGGAACUUUGUCAUAAAAUACGAAGGCUCAUUCAAAAGUGGCAAUUCAGAUUGUUUUGUUCUAGAACACGUUGAGCAUGACAGGCCAGAGGUCUUGAAAAAGGACAUAACUAUAUUUGAACUCCAGUGGUAUGGUUAUUGUAUGUUUAGAGCCCUUGUAAGCUUGCAUAAACAGGGAAUUGUCCAUCGGGAUGUUAAACCAGGAAAUUUUCUCUUCUCCCGUCAGCAUAAUAAGGGAUAUCUUAUAGACUUUAACUUAGCCAAUGAUCUACACCAAAAACUCUUCAAAAAUAGCAAAACAGAGAUUGGUUGUAACAUAAAAUUAGAUCCAGUGUCACAAAAUUUGAAAUCCUCUUCACCAAAACAACCAAAGAGAGUAACGAAGGAGGGAAUUUUGGUCAAAGGAACUGAGGAAGUUGAUGACUUGAAAUCCCAUCCAUCAAGAAGCUCGAGGAAGAAAACUGAGAGAAAUCCAGUGGCCAAAAUUGACAACAAAAAUAGAUGUUGCAAUCAAGCUGCAGAUAUUUCCGGUGUAACUUCAGCAAGAGAUCCCACUAGUACAAAAACACCAGUUGAUAAAUUGAAGCAACCUAUUCCUUGUAAAGGGAGGAAGGAAUUGAUUAACUUUUUGCACGAGGCAAUGCAAACUCCUGAUCACAAGGGAUCAACAGCUCCUGCUUCUCAGAGGAAAAGGGUGGCUGCUCCUUUGGGUAAAGCGGAAAGAAGGCUAGUAACUGUAACACCAAUGCCGUUGCAUUUUGAUGGAAAUGCUGUUGCUGGUGCUGGCAUGCUUGAUCCUAAAAAAAAUGGAAAGCACAAGAGAGAGGGUCCUUGCGUUGGAACCAAGGGCUUUCGAGCUCCAGAGGUUUUACUCAAGUCAAUUCACCAAGGCUGCAAAGUGGAUGUCUGGUCUGCCGGUGUUACAUUACUUUACUUAAUGAUGGGAAAGACGCCCUUUGGUGGUGAACCAGAACAGAACAUUAAAGAUAUUGCAAAAUUGAGGGGGAGUGAGGAUUUAUGGGAAGUGGCUAAACUUCACAACACUGAGUCUUCUUUUCCUCAGGAAUUGUACGAUGCUAGAUCGUUGCGAUCCUUGGAAUUAAAAGAGUGGUGUAUUCUAAACACCAGGAGACCAGAGUUUAUCGAGGCAAUUCCAGAUUCGCUGUUUGAUCUGGUGAACAAGUGUUUGACAAUAAAUCCUAGGUGCAGGAUCGCUGCUGACGAAGCUCUGGGACAUGAGUUCUUUGCUCCCUGUCAUGAAAGCCUACGAAGGCAACGAAUGCUGCGAAUGGAGGCUGCGCAGCCCUAGAAUAUCGUACAAGCCAUCUUUUGGAAUUAGCCAAACCUUUUUUUCGCAGCGUUCCUGUCUGGCUCGCAAUUCAAAAAUGUAUAGUCUGAAAGGUUUAAACCCAACCCCUUCCGUUGCCUGUUGGCUGUGACCAUUACAUAUCAUGUAGUAGGGUUUCUACAGAUACGAUGAUGGAGGGCUAAUUAUCCAAAAUGUAGUUAUUGUAGCGUUUAAUUAUCAUUCCCUAUAUGUAAUAUUUUUUUGGGUUAAGAUCCCAUUACAUAAUCAUGCAAAUCCUUCCCCUAGUUUAUUAAA
Molecule: messenger RNA, 3695 nt
Organism: Zingiber officinale
Lineage: Eukaryota; Viridiplantae; Streptophyta; Magnoliopsida; Zingiberales; Zingiberaceae
Exons: 16
Coding region: 99-3401 (1100 amino acids)
Biological process (GO): mitotic DNA damage checkpoint signaling; protein phosphorylation
Cellular component (GO): nucleus
Molecular function (GO): ATP binding; protein serine/threonine kinase activity
Source: RefSeq, a predicted model, not a curated record